Messenger RNA from Lycium barbarum (goji berry), 547 nucleotides. RefSeq lists its product as uncharacterized. Lineage: Eukaryota; Viridiplantae; Streptophyta; Magnoliopsida; Solanales; Solanaceae. The record is from RefSeq and is a predicted model, not a curated record. The transcript is spliced from 3 exons. The coding region runs from base 65 to 385 and encodes 106 amino acids.
UCUCAUCCCUCGCUUCUCAAGCUCUAGCUAUACAUGAAAACAACUCAGAACAAAAAUAACGUAGAUGUUGCAGUUCAAUUCCAUCAUAAAUUCUCUUUAUGAGUUCAUGAAAAUUGGUUCAAUGAAUCACCAAGUUGUUUUGAAGUCGCGAUACAAGUACUCCUUGUUAGCCAAAGAUCAUGAUCUGAAAUCUUUUGCUACUUGGAGUAUUCUAAGUAAAGGCAAGGACGUGGCAAGGUCCUUGUCAUGGUUUUGUAGUCAUAGCCAUGACUCUGGAUCACGAUUUAAGAUCAUGACUAGCCUAAUAAAGAGUUCCCUCUGUCUAUUCAUGUGUGGAAGAUGUAGGUCCCUAAGGAUAAUAAUUGAUGAUGUCAUGUAUUGCUAACAAAUACAACUAAAAAAUAUCUGUGGUUGUGUUGGUUAGAUAGCCUUUAUAUUUGUUACCUUAAAGAUGAUUCUAUAUCUAUAAUUGUUGAUUACACGCCUUUUUUCAAUAUGCAAAUAUUCUAGGUUGUACGUACAUGUAUUAUUUUAAACAAAAACUGUG